AUGGAAAUGAUCGCAGUCUUCAGCUGGGCGCGUGGGACUGAGGCUGACGCCGAGCAAGCCGCCUCGAGCUCUCAACAUGCAUGUCGCCCGCUGAAGAAUGUGAUGGCCGCAGAAGAAAGGGGCAUGAGGAUUCCCUCCCGGCCAGAACCAGGCAUUGCAUUGAGCCCGCCCUCACGUAAAAGUAAUCUUCUUCCCCAUCAGGCUCCGGUACGCAUCAUCGACAGCCUUGCGCUUCCGGCCCGCCUCCUCGGCCGCCGGCCCGCCCUCGGCCGACACAUCGUCCGCGUCCGCGUCCGCGUCCUCGUCGUCCCGCCCCUCCGCCAGCCGCGGCGCCCACACCCGGAUCUGCCCGUCCAGGUGCCCGCUGUACACGGCGCCAGCCAUGUUCGCCCCGCCCAUGCCCACGCCGCUCGACGCGCCGCCGCCGCCGGCCCCCCUCCACGCGAUGCUCGUCACCCGGUUCCGGACCGUCCUCUCGCCGCGCACGCCACCGCCGCCGCCGGCGCCGCCGCCGCUGGAGCCACCGCCGCGUUGUGCCGCCGGCGCCGAGGUCCUGACGCCCGACACCUGCGGCCCGAUGCCGCGCAGGCGCGUCACGACGCCGCCGUCGUGCAGGUCCAGCACCAGGAUCUCCGUCUCGUUGGGCCAGAAGAGCAGCUCGCCGCGCGGCGGCGCGAGCCCGGCGGGCGACGCGAACAUGGCCACGCUCGCGAGCCCGCCGUUGCGGAUCGUCGGGCCGAAGCUGGCGAGCGUGUUGGCGCCCGUCGCCGCGUCCCAGACGCGGAUGCGCCGGUCGUGGCCCGCCGACACGACGUACGCGCCGUCGUCGGUCCACGCGAGCCCGUUGACGGGCCCGCUGUGCGCCCGCGCCGAGAGCCGGAUCCCGCGGUCCUGCAGCGAGCUCCCGCCUCCGCCUCCGCCUCCUGCCGACGACGAGGUACCCCCGCGCGUGACGAUGCCCAGGCUGUCUUCCUGGUCGAGCAGGGCCACGAGCCCGCUGGCCCUCCUGACGUCCCAUAUGCGCACCGUGCCGUCGACCGCGCCGCUGGCGAGGACGUGCUCGUGCCGCGGGGACCACGCCGCGGAGAGGACGGCGCCUGUCGCAGCGCCGACCGCGCCGGGUGCCACGAGGGACUGGACUGCAGAGCCCGACCGCAGGUCCACCAGCCGCACGGCCGGGUGCUGCGUACCGCAGGCGACCAAGAGGUGGUCCGCGAUCGGGGAGAUGGCGUGCGUGUAGACCUUGGCGCCGAGCUCGAAGGAUGCCGAGAGCUGGGUGGUCUCCGUGUCCCACAGCUUGAGGGUCUGGUCGUACGACGACGAGAGGAAGGCGGCCGAGUCGAAGGGGUAGAAGGAGAGGUGGGUGACACCGAAGCGGUGGCCCUGCGACUUUCUCGGCCUCGCGCCCGCGGCAGGGGGCUGCGACUGAGACGCCUGCGAGCGGAGGAUCUGGGCUACGGGCUUGUAGGUGAAGCUGUUGUUGGGGUUGCCGGCCUGCUGAAGAUCCCAGAGCCGGAUAGUCGCGUCUGA
Molecule: messenger RNA, 1530 nt
Organism: Thyridium curvatum
Lineage: Eukaryota; Fungi; Ascomycota; Sordariomycetes; Thyridiales; Thyridiaceae
Exons: 2
Coding region: 1-1530 (509 amino acids)
Source: RefSeq, a predicted model, not a curated record